CUCUGAUUUUCUCUCUCACACACAAACACACACACAAAUACACUUGCUUACAUAGAUUACAUUAUACCCACCACAACACUUGACACCCUACACUUCUCUACAGAAUCUAUAAACCCAAUCAACAAAUCUCUCUCUUCACGUUUCUCAUCCCUCUCUCUCCUCUCUCUCUCUCUCUCUCUCUCUCUCUAACGUUUCUGAACUAUCUUGAUCUGGGUUUUUUGCAGUCAUUUCCAAGAUCACAUUUUUUUUCCAGCUUCAAAUCCAAUUCUCGCGAUUAGAUAUUAAUCUUGAUUCUGAGCUUUUUUGGUGGUUCCCGGAGUAUCUGGUCGGCGGCGCGUGGUUUAGCAGAUUCACUCUUAUGGAUUUCUCGAAAUAUCGAGGACAUUAGUGAUAUUUUUUCUCGAUUCGAAGAAAUAAUGAGGGGUAGAGCAAAGGGAAAGAAGCUAUCCGUGACGAACCAAGACGAUAACGGGAGUGGCGAGGAAGAAAAGAUACCUGUACAGAAGCGAAGGGGAAGACCACAGAAGCCGCUUAAAGACGAGAUAUCCGAUGAAGAAGCUCAAAAGCUAGAAGAUGAAGAAGACAGUGACGGCACUACGAAAAUUAAAAAUGGGAAAAAACGGAAAAGAAAUAAUAAUAAUAAUGCAACUGAAAAAGUGAAGGAAAAAGUCGAGACGGUACUGAAAGAGGAAAAUGGAAACGGGGAGAGACCGAGCAAUGAGGAGUCGAGCAAAAAAUCGAUUGGUUUUCGGCAAAACGGGAAUAGGCGAAAGAGUAAGCCUCGUAGAGCUGCCGAGGCUGUUGUUGAAUGCAACUGAGGGAAGUGAUUUUCUUAGCUUCUUGUUUUUGGUUUUGUUCGAUUCGAUUCGUUUCUUCUCAUUUUUGGGCUCAUUUGAAUUUCGUGUACUUGUGACGAUUCUUUUGCAGUAGUAACUGAAAUUUUUUAUGUUCAGACAAUUGCUUUUUAGUGAUUCUUGCAAGAAAUGUACUUGUGAUAU
Erythranthe guttata (spotted monkey flower) is the source of this 998-nucleotide messenger RNA. RefSeq lists its product as uncharacterized. The record is from RefSeq and is a predicted model, not a curated record. Lineage: Eukaryota; Viridiplantae; Streptophyta; Magnoliopsida; Lamiales; Phrymaceae.